Fomitiporia mediterranea MF3/22 is the source of this 1149-nucleotide messenger RNA. RefSeq names its product lysophospholipase. Gene Ontology annotation, molecular function: lipase activity. The record is from RefSeq and is a predicted model, not a curated record. NCBI's taxonomy places the organism in Eukaryota, Fungi, Basidiomycota, Agaricomycetes, Hymenochaetales, Hymenochaetaceae. Bases 1 to 933 code for a protein of 310 amino acids. The transcript has 7 exons. Gene Ontology annotation, cellular component: membrane.
AUGGCUUCCACGACGGAAACAAAUUCGUACCAAGAGCAUUGGGUUACUGGGCCACAUUCCACAAAUUUCUAUUGUAGGACAUAUGCCGCGUCGGAUUCGAAAGCGACACUCGUUUUCCUUCAUGGAUUCAUCGAACACAUCGGACGAUACACGCACGUGUUUCCACAGUGGCAGGCCCGAGGAAUCAACGUCUUCACAUUUGACCAACGCGGAUUUGGCCUCACGGCAGAAGACACUGAACAUAAGAGCUCGGAUAGCUCGUAUGCAAAGACGUCGGGCGCAGAUCAGCUGGAGGAUACGGAAUGGGCGGUGACCGAGGCGAAGGCGCGAUUCGGUGAGGAAUUGCCUGUCUAUGUGAUGGGACAUUCCAUGGGAGGUGGGACCGUUCUUGAAUUUGCGACACGAACCAAGCACAAGCUCGCUGGCAUCAUUGCAUCAGCACCCCUAAUCCUACAGACCAGCGCGGCACCUAAAAUCGCACGUUGGGUUGGUGGAAAAGUUAGCCUGAUCGCGCCGUACGCGACCAUUCCAGCACAGGUUAAAGCGGAGGAGCUUUGUAAAGAUCAGAAAGUGUGCGAAGCGUAUUUGCAAGACCCUCUAGUAAAACAGAAAGGGACUUUAAGGGGGGUUAGUGACAUGCUCAAUCGGGGUGAAGAGUUGCUGAAAAUGAAUUAUGAAAGCUGGCCCGAGGACCUGCCUCUUCUGAUUAUCCACGGAACAGGUGACAAAGUCACCUCGUAUCGCGCCAGCCAGCGCUUCCACGACGCAGUGCGUGCAAAAGAUAAAACCAUCUUACUCUACCCGGACGGAUAUCACGAAUUACAUAACGAGCCUGACGGAGUCAGCGACAAAGUCAUUGAUGAAUGUAUUUCAUGGGCUGAGGUGCACUUGCCCGCAGCAAGUCCCCAGCUGGAAACGAUGGCAAGGUUAUAGUCACAGGUGCCUUUGCGGACGAUUCUCCCCUAGGUUUUAUUUCCUCGAUUCUAAUUUCGUACUCCCAACAUUCUCGUCGGAAGACUAAAUUGUGCUAUAUGACUGACAUUCUUCGGCGUGAUAGACACAUUCGGCAUGUGAUUCUGAAAGCAAUCGUAUGAGUGUUGCCAUUGUUGACUUUCUAAACGAAUUUGCAUUGUAAUUUCAUCUUCUAAC